GAGAGAGUGUGAGGGAGAGACGGGCUGCUACAUUACAGCUAGUCGUAGUUAGCAGCGGCACACACACACACACACACACACACACACACCGUGCCUGCAUGCAGGCUGACGCAGACGCUCAACGGCCACCGGUUACCCUUUUACAGACUCUCACAGUGGAGCGCCAGCCAUGGACCUAUUCGAGUUUGACUUCUUCAGGGACUGGGAGCUGGAGCAGCAAUGUCAUUACGAGCAGGACCGAUCAGCGCUGAAGAAGAAGGAGUGGGAGCGGCGCACACAGGAAGUGCAGCAGGAUGAAGAUUUGUUCUCGACCGGCUUCAAUCUGUUUGGGGAGCCGUACAAGACAAACAAAGGCGACGCCCUGGCAAACCGCGUCCAGAACACGUUGGGCAACUAUGACGAGAUGAAGGAGCUCUUGACCAGCCAUUCCAACCAGAGCCACCUCGUGGGCAUCCCUAAGAACUCAGUGCCACAAACCCCGGUGGAGAAGACGGACCAACCCAGCUUCUUCUCUGAAGCCCAGCGAGGUAGGGCCCCAUCCCAGCCUGGGAGUCAUACCACCUCCAUGCCCCCACCACCCACCACUACCACCCUUGCUGGCCCAAACGUCCUCCACGGGCACCAGGGUGGCAAAAAGUCCCGUGCCUCCGACUGGUCCAGAGGGUCUCACGCUUCCCAGACAAGUCAGGCAGCCAGUCGAGGGGCCAAGCACUCAGCCCAUGAGCAGGAGCAGGGUGACUCCAGCCCCAGCACAGCCUCCACUUCGUCCCAUUCCAGCAGGAGACACGGGCAGACGGCCAAAGUGCCAGCACCCACCGAGCUGGGGCACAGCAAGUCCCCCGCUGAGCAGGACCUGGGCAUCCACGGAUCUGGCUCGCCCGUGGCCUCCACCUCGCUGCUCCCCGGCGGCCUCUCCACUCCCACCUUCCCCCAGGGCCUGCAUUGCAAGCCCAGCAGUGCAGUACAGCAAAAGCCCACGGCCUACGUACGACCCAUGGAUGGCCAGGACCAGGUACCCAACGACUCUCCUGAGCUCAAGCCCCCUCUGGAGAUGGGUGAUGGCUACAGCGGAGCGUCCUUCGGAGGCCUGCUAGAUGGCAAAGGCAGCACGACGGGGAGCAAGGGCAAACUUCCCAAGCUGACACUGCCUCAGUCAGGGGAGGUCAGUCUGCCCAAUGACUCCAGCUGUGUGGAGGAGAUUCUACGGGAAAUGACCCAUUCCUGGCCUCCUCCUCUCACUGCCAUACACACACCAGGCAAAGCAGAACAAACCAAGUUUCCCAUCCCCUCCAAGGACCCCCAGCACGUAACAGCAGGAUACAAUGGACAAAAGCGCUGUAAUGUUCCUGGUAACAAGCCCGCGACCAAGUCGGUGCCACAGAAGUCAAUGCUGGAGGACGACCUGAAGAUCAGCAGUGAUGAAGAUGACAGUGAACAGGCUGCAGAGAAACCCAAGGCCAGGAGCGCACCUCCAAACCUCCCGGGUCCCACACCACGGAGCAAUGAUCCAGCUGGCCACUCCAGUGGAGCUUCAGGGAGCUCCAGUGAGUCAGAGAGCAGCUCGGAGUCAGACUCCGACAGUGAGAGCAGCUCCAGUGAUAGCGAGUGCAACAGAGAGUCACGUACCGCCACACCAGAGCCUGAACCUCCAUCAACGAACAAGUGGCAGUUGGAUAAGUGGCUGAACAAAGUAACCCCCCACAAUAAAGCCCUUCCCAGCACGCAGCCAGAGAACCAUGGACUCAGCAGCUCUCAACCUGAGGAUAGCCAAGCUUCAGAGAACCAGAGUUGCAGUAAGAGCAAGCCCAGCGCGACUUUGGCACAAGCAGAGCCCAAGGACCGGGGCUUGCUCAGUCCCGUCCGAGAAAAGGCCAAGCCUAAGACGGGCCAGAAGGCUCCGGAUGGUAAGGGCGCCAAAGUGAAGGCCCCUGUUACAGUGGACCUUGGCCCUUCUAGGAGAAGCACAGGCAAGAAGCAGCCCAAGAAAGUGGAACGAUCCUCCAGCAGCGAGGAGCACAACUGGCCCAGGCCUGGCAACUCCGGCACUACGCCAAAAGAGAAAGAACCUCCGCCUUUAGAACCCGCCAAGCCAAGAGGCAAAGCCCCCGGGGGCAAAACUGCCCCCAGAAAGGAACCCCGAACCACUGCAGCAAGCACUGCUGCUCCCGCUCCCACCACUACGGUCACAGUUCCAGACAAGAAGAAGCACAGAGGGCCUAGCAAGAUCAUCCCUAAGUCGAAGGAAUUUAUCGAAACGGAGUCCUCCUCAUCAGAGUGCCACUCUGACCCUGAGGAACUUUCAAAGGUGCUCCCCUGCCCAGGCCCUAGCAGCCUGAGCCUCAAAUCCAAGGACUGCAACAGCAAUAUCCUGAGCGUCAGCAGUCUCGCAAGCACCAGCAGCACCUCCAUACCAGACCCAGGUGCCACAGACUUGCUGGAGGAGCCCCUGUUCUCACCCAUCCCCAUUGUACAGAACGAGCUUCUCUCGCCACUGAGGGACUUUGAGGACAUCAAGUCCCUGUGGGUCAAGAUCGAGCUCAGCCUCCUGUCACGGAUCCCCGGACAGGAGCCGCCUGAGCCACCACCUACCAAAGCCGAGUGCCGGGAGCCCAGCAUCAAGCACAGGCGACAACAGUCGCCCGCCUCCAUCCCUCCUGAGAAACCCACCAGCAAAUCGAAGAGGAAACACAAGUCAGAGCAUUGUGAAGUGUUGAGUGGGAGCAAGAAGUUAAGACUGGAGAAAGAGGCCCUGCUGCUCCCUCCCUGUAUCUCUCCUAUCCACAACCACAAGGUCUCCUGCACAAAAGACUCGUCGAAGAAGCAGCCGAGGAAGCUGUUGCCGCCGUUACUGUCGCCGUUGUCGGAUGAACCGGUGGGCCGCCAGCGGAGAAGCAGCGAGAGCAGUUCUCUCAGCAUGGAGAGCAGCACAGCCGUCCCCACCACGUUACCCUCCACCCACUCCCUGCCCCCUUCCUCCUCUUCAUCAUCGUCAUCCUCGUCACACAAGCACCGCAAAGGAGAGAGCAAGUCUCACUCCAAGACCAGCAGUCAGGAGGAAGACAGCCAUGCGAAGGCCUCCAGUGGUUUCCACGGCAACGGUCAGUCAGAAUCUGACGUGUGGCCGAACCCCUCGGCUCUGUCAAUGGAGAACGUGGAGCCGAGGAGACCCAAGCUCACAUUCAACAACACUGUUCACAAUGCAGACUACUAUAUGCAGGAAGCCAAGAAACUGAAGCACAAAGCUGAUGCGCUGAUGGAGAAGUUUGGUAAAGCCGUAAAUUACGCAGACGGCGCGCUUUCCUUCAUCGAGUGCGGCAACGCCAUGGAGAGAGACCCGUUAGAGGCCAAGUCACCGUAUACCAUGUACUCGGAAACCGUGGAGCUCAUUAGGUAUGCGAUGAGAUUAAAGAACUUCACAAGCCAUUCAGCCACGCUAGCAGAGAAGAAAUUAGCGGUGUUGUGCAAUCGUUGUUUAUCCCUGCUGUACUUGCGGAUGUUCAAGCUGAAGAAGGAUCACGCCAUGAAAUAUUCGCGCUCCUUAAUGGAGUACUUCAAGAACUCGGCAAAAAGUUCCCAAGCACCUUCGCCAUGGGGAGCCAAUGGAAAAAGUACCGGCACACCCUCUCCCAUGUCCCUGAGUCCCUCCCCCAUCAGCUCUGUCAGCAGUAGCACCGGAGCCAUGGGCUCUUCCUCCUCCUCUUCAUCCUCGUCAGGCAGCGUGGCCAUCCCCCAGCGCAUCCACCACAUGGCCGCCAGCCACGUCAACAUCACCAACAACAUCCUGCGCAGCUACGAGCACUGGGACACGGCCGACAAGCUGGCCCACGAAAGCCAAGAGUUCUUUCAGGAGCUGGACUCAGUGAUGGAACCGCUGACACAACACAGCAGCAUGACGGAACUGGUGCGCUACAUCCGCCAAGGACUGCACUGGCUCCGGAUCGAGGCCCAUUUGUUAUAGUGCUGGCGCUUUCACUGUGCUCUCUCACUCUCUCUCUCUCGCUCUCUCUCUCUCUCUAGCUCACUUUCUCACUCUCUUCCUCUCCAUCUUGUCUUUCCUUCCAUCACUCCCUCCUUCCACCGGUAUCGCCACCAGCACUGCCAUCUCCGAGCCACCGGGACCCGGACAGAGGUUCAGAUGUUCGUCCUGCAAAACUUCUGAACUGUGUGUUUGUCCCAGCGGCCCAUGAUCAUCAGCUUUUACAGAAUAGGGAACGGUAGCACAUAUGGAACGUAAGGUGCUCUCGUUUUGGGGAACACUAGAAGUCGGCACUAUAAGAGCAGACUUGGGCAUGUGCACUCUUAAAAAUGAAGGUGCCAGAAACCUUGAACCUUGAAUGAAUGGUUCUUUAACCUCUUAAGUCUGGUGUGAAUAAUCAGGCUUAAGAGUUUAAUCUGCUCUUGUCAAAGAUUUUUCAGUUCUGCUUUUGCAUUUAUUUUGAUUUGUGAAGAACAUAAUCUAACAAAAGAAAUUUCUGAAAAUUCAGAAAUUUUUGCUCAGUUUGUGUCACAAACCACUUUUUGAAUAACAUGACACUUGUGUUACACUGAUUAACAAAUCAAUUAGUGUGUUUACAUGCACACGAUAA
This is a messenger RNA of Colossoma macropomum (tambaqui), 4586 nucleotides long. It is a transcript of the gene aff2, whose product is annotated as AF4/FMR2 family, member 2. Bases 170 to 3958 code for a protein of 1262 amino acids. Lineage: Eukaryota; Metazoa; Chordata; Actinopteri; Characiformes; Serrasalmidae. Gene Ontology annotation, cellular component: nucleus; nuclear speck. The transcript has 21 exons. Gene Ontology annotation, molecular function: G-quadruplex RNA binding. Gene Ontology annotation, biological process: regulation of RNA splicing. The record is from RefSeq and is a predicted model, not a curated record.